UGCAGAAAAGGUACGUUACAACACAGAAGACAAACGCAGCACUAGCGGUAUGUCUUCAGAAACAGACUCGGUUCAUCUUGGGAGUGGUUUCUAUUGCACCCAAGCUGGCUUCACAGCAAUGGAAACAGCGAAAAAUGACUGUGAUUGGACUGUUGCUCUUCUUGUUGGAGUUUUCGGUGAAGAUGCUAAAUUAAUGAGGGUUUAUCCUCGAAAGCCGGGAUUAAAAAAGUUUCCGCUUGGAUUCUUAAUGCUAGCGCAAAAUUUGUAUAGACAGCGAUUGAAAGACAGCAAUUAUGAAGCUGACAUUGAUGAAGCAGUCAAAUCACUACCGGCUUACCUCGCAGAUCGAGCGUUAGAUCUUGAAGGAGGAAGAAAUAUAACCUCUCGUGCAAAACGCUUUAAAAAAUCGAACAAUGAUAAUUAUAUAUUGAAGAGAAAGAAGGCAGCAGUUUCAUCUGCAGUUUUAACUGCUACAGCUCCAACUUCAACUGUUCCAUUGACUUCACAGAGCCCAUCAAACGUAAAAGAGAAAAAGCGAAACUUCAACAUGCCGCCGUUCUAGUUCAAAACAUAUAACCAAGAUAUCCAUACUAUAUGCCAUAUACAUUUUACAAAUAUUGUAACAAAUAUGGAAA
Temnothorax curvispinosus is the source of this 635-nucleotide messenger RNA. RefSeq lists its product as uncharacterized. NCBI's taxonomy places the organism in Eukaryota, Metazoa, Arthropoda, Insecta, Hymenoptera, Formicidae. The transcript is spliced from 5 exons. The coding region runs from base 50 to 562 and encodes 170 amino acids. The record is from RefSeq and is a predicted model, not a curated record.